This is a messenger RNA of Choloepus didactylus (southern two-toed sloth), 1045 nucleotides long. Its product is annotated as 1,2-dihydroxy-3-keto-5-methylthiopentene dioxygenase-like. Gene Ontology annotation, molecular function: acireductone dioxygenase [iron(II)-requiring] activity. NCBI's taxonomy places the organism in Eukaryota, Metazoa, Chordata, Mammalia, Pilosa, Megalonychidae. The record is from RefSeq and is a predicted model, not a curated record. The transcript has a single exon. Bases 25 to 720 code for a protein of 231 amino acids.
CCUUCAGCGGACGAGGCCGGGAAGAUGGUGGAAGCGUGGUAUAUGGACGAGUCCCCGGAGGACCAAAGAAAGCCCCACCGACUGGAGUCCGGGCGCCCCGUCGACCUGGAGCUGCUGGGUCAACUCGGGGUCUUUUACUGGAAACUGGAUGCUGACAAAUAUGAGAAUGAUCCAGAAUUAGAAAAGAUCCGAAGAGAGAGAAACUACUCCUGGAUGGACAUAAUAACCAUAUGCAAAGAUAAACUACCAAAUUAUGAAGAAAAGAUUAAAAUGUUUUAUGAAGAACAUUUACACUUGGAUGAUGAAAUUCGAUAUAUCUUGGAUGGCAGUGGAUAUUUUGAUGUGAGGGAUAAAGAGGACAAGUGGAUCCGGAUUUCCAUGGAGAAAGGAGACAUGAUAACACUUCCUGCAGGCAUUUAUCACCGCUUCACCCUGGAUGAAAAGAACUAUGUGAAGGCAAUGCGGCUGUUUGUUGGAGAGCCAGUGUGGACACCCUACAACCGGCCAGCUGACCAUUUUGAUGCUCGAGAACAGAAUCUCUGCAUGUGUGGUUGCCUGUGCUUUCUUUCACCGGGCAGAGCCAGCCCUGUGAACUCUCCAGGGAGCCAAUUGAGACCGACUAUAAAACUCAGGUUUUUCCUUGAACCUUCAUUGCCUGUUCCUUCCAAGGAAGUAGCAGAAAAUGUACUCACUUCACAAGUUCUGCUGUAUCUCUUGUGAGGAAAUAAUGUAGUUCAGUUGAUGGGGGUAUUUUUUCCUUAAUUACACAGUGAAGUGUACACUUCCUUUCAUUUUCAUGAUAUGGUUCUGGUGUCUAAAAUUACAUCCUUCUGUUUGUACUUGGCUUAAUAUGUUUGCAAAGGGCAGGGCUUCUGUCGGGACUGAGAGCUAUUGAGUAUGAAAUUUGAUGAAAGCAAACCCUUUUACCUAUAAUGCAUAUAAAGAAAUGGGAGUGAUUUAACUAUAGGAAUUUUGAGUGAUUUGCUAGUGCACGAGUCUUGCAUCUUUACCAGUGCCUGGCAUAUGGUAGAAUUCAGUAAAUCCU